AUUUUAUCUUCUUCUUGAACUAUAACUUCAAACCUUCUCUUUUCUUUCCAUCUUUGUGUGCUGGUCAUCAAAAUGGCAGAAAACACAUCAACAACAAGGAGACAUACACGACAAAGGUCAAGUGUCCAGAUCAAGAAACGUGUAAGCUUGCAAAAGCCUGGUUCAAGUUCCAAUGAUCUCUCUUCACCAAAUGGAGGUAGUGGAGCCGAUGCAUUCUCACCUGCUGGGGAAGGCGAACAGGGUAUACAGGAAAAUGCUUUUCAAUAUGACAGAGAAGAGCCCAAGGACAACCUCUUGAGCAGUACUGCUUCUAGCCCAUUACUGCCAAAUUCACACCAAGCCAAUUCGAUACAAGCAAUCACUAAUCGUACACAUAGUAGGGGUCCCUCUUUUAAUCCACAACAUGGAUCGUAUGAGAAUCCCAUAGAGUCAGAUGAGGACAAGGCUUCAAAGGCCGACUACCUCUCCCAUAAUCAUCCGGAGAUGUCUGGGAAUUUCUCAGAAGAAGAUCAAGGAGCGGCAUCAAUGGGGCAAUCUUGUGAAUUGAACAUGCAUACGAACGGGGGUUUGAAUGAACAGAAUGCAAUGGGAGAUAUGACAACGCGAGCCGAGCUUGACCUCUUUGACGAUGACGACAACAGCGAAGACCAGGCCGCAUUACAACCGAGCAGUGCAACCUCAGAAAAAGGUCCCGAACUACCUCCAAAAGAUGAGACCAACGUCCAAAAGUCCGAUUUUUCUGGCGAGAGUGUGGAGCAGUUUACCACACCUGUCAUGGGAUCACAAGAAGCCGCAAACGGCACCUUCAGAAGUGCACAGAGAGCUAACCGGAAUAGCAAUAAUUUCAUGACGAACAGUCCCGCUCAAUCCACUCCCUCGAGUGCGAAUAAAGGCGCCAAGAGGUUGAGUCUUUUAAUCAACAAUGGGCUGUCCAAUUCUCCAUCUUCGCCGAACACAUCUCCUCUAGCAAUUCGAACGCCAACUGCUUCUACGCCAAGAAGCGGUAGAAAGGCACAUCGAAUGAGUUUAGGCUAUUUUCCUUCACCCGAUGCUCGAUCAUCCCAAAGUCCUACUCCGUAUUCUGCUCCUGCAGCGAAUGGGUCCAACACACCUUCUUCAGGAAGUAUAGCCCAGCCAAGGUUCACACGAUCAACAGCUCCUCGAAGCGCUUCCGUUUCCACGACAGCAUCCUUCGAUAGCAGCUCACUUGAUGGAGAAACAAUACUCAACCAGCACAAGGGCGUUUUGGAACGCAUUGCUGAAAAGGAAAGAGCCAUUCUUGAGCUCAAAGAAACUCUUGCUAAAGAAGAGAAGGAGCUUUUGGCGUUACGUGUGGAAUGGCAAAAGAGUGCCGCUCGAGAGCUUGCCAGUAAUGGAAGAAGUAGUACUGAAAUAGGCGAUCGUUCGGAUAGAAAAGAUGAGAUCCGGUUACCCUCAUUGGACGCCGAUGCUAUCAACUCGAUUCCAACGAGUGCAGCUUCAGAUACAUUCAAGGGUCUCUCUGCCAAACUACAAAGUGGAAUUGGAACUCAGUUCAAUGCAUUUUUGGAUCAAUUGGUAAAUGUUCCAACGACAGAAAGCGUAAGCAGUACCAACGAAGCAUCCUCAACCGAUACCCGCAACACGUCUUUAGGAUCGCUGCUGGAAGAAGAUGAAGAAGAAGGAGGACAACCGGCUAAAAAUCGAUCUGGCGUUCCACCUCCAGUGCCGAGCAAGCUAUCCCCUACAUCCAAAUCAGUACCUCCUACGCAAGCUUCGAAAGAGAUGCCCAAAAACCAUUCAAAGCGAAGCUCGAUUUUUGGUGCAUCUUUUGCUGCUUUCCAAAAACAGAUGGAACAACAAUUCGCACCUGCAUUGGGAGGAGAAGAAGAUGCAAAGAAUAGACAAUCAAAGGAAGGAUUGGGCGGUGCAACGUCCAAAGAAGACAAAGAGAAUAAAGAUCAUUCACAAGCAGGACCUUCUGCCAAUGAUUUCAGCUGGGGCAAUCUUUCUAAACGAUUCAAAGAAGCUCGUGAGAAUGCGUCUGGCUAUUUAGCAAUGGCUGAGGCCAAACUUGGACAAGCGAUGACGAUUGAUGAUUUACUUCAACUUGACGAUCAAAAACCAAACGAGAAAGCAAAAAGCAAUUCAAGCAUCGGCGGACCAAGGGGUUUUGCUGAAGAAAAUGAUCGUGAAAAGGCCGCAUUGGCAGAAUUGAGUUGGUUGAACAGUAUGGCUGGUAUCAAGAUGAGUGGAAGUGUGGAUAGAGUGACCACUUCUGUUACUUCUCCAGAUUUGCAAUCUACAAACGGUAAUUUGAAUUCACAAAAUUUACUAAGGCUGGAAGAUGCUAGACGAGUAGCCCGUGCUGCAUCUCCAGCAUCAUCUUCACAAUCUACUACACGACCAGAUCAUUCACCGAACGAAAGAGGCAGCAAUGCAGGUCUUCACUCGCCUCCUUUAGGUGUCACAAAAGUGAGAAGGACAAGUGCCAGUGGCGUUGGACCAAUGAAGAAUCCCGAAAAGCGUAUGACGGGUAUAUUUGAUGUUCUAAGUGCGGUUUGGUUAGGUGAAAAAUCACCGGGAGAAGAAUCCAAUUCGGCAACUUCUCCUGGUCAACGUACAAUGGAUUUAGACAAGAACAAGAAACGAUUGAGUGGACAAAGUCGUACUCGCUUUGCUGCUAGAGCGGCGCUUGAUCAAGGUGAAAGUGGAAACGUCUUAAGUCCAAAAGCGAAAGAAAAUGCUAUGGAAACAGCAUGGGACUGGGAUGCUCCUUUGCAGCCAUUGCCCGAGAAUGGUGCGAUCAACGGAAUGGGCAUAGGGCUCGUUGGCAUGCACGAAGAGUCAUCUAAACCGCAAUCGCAGUCUCGAUCACAGGACAAUAGGAGCGGCAAGUCCAGACGUAGCGGCGAGGAUAUGCAAGACAUCAGCCUGAAUGACCAACCCGGACAAGAUCUCGAUCAUCUGCAAUCGACAAAGUCCAACCAGAAGAAAGGCGAAGAGGAGGAAAAUUGGUCUUGGUAAGAUCAAAACUGUAUUUUAUACCAUCUCUUAAUUUGUAUUUUGCCAAUCAUCGCAAUCGCUUAAACAGAUUGAAUUACGUCAAAUGUACAUUUAGCUCAAAUCCAUGCCAUCACCACCUGUAGUGACUGUUGAUGCUUGUUGCUUUUGUUGCUUUCCAACUUCUAGAACAUCUGCGCAAAGGAAAAAGAUAUAAGGUCAGUAAACUACUCCUAGAAUCGACACACUUAUCUACUCACCCUCUCUGACAAUCAUUUGAUGAAUUAGUUCUUUUGUCCAAGGUGUUGUUCCCUUGGGGAAAAGAUACUUUUGCUCUUUGACACCACGUUCGUUUGGCUUCUCGUAAUUUCUGUACAUG
This is a messenger RNA of Meira miltonrushii, 3361 nucleotides long. RefSeq lists its product as uncharacterized. The transcript has a single exon. The record is from RefSeq and is a predicted model, not a curated record. NCBI's taxonomy places the organism in Eukaryota, Fungi, Basidiomycota, Exobasidiomycetes, Exobasidiales, Brachybasidiaceae. The coding region runs from base 73 to 3006 and encodes 977 amino acids.